AUGGCUAUUCGUUGGAUGUCAUUGAUAUCAAAUGCUAAGCAGUUACACAAGCUCCAAGCCCUCCUCCAUAGAAACCAAACCAACGUGCCAAAGGGGCAUUUAGCAGUUUAUGUAGGAGACGUUCAGAAGAAAAGAUAUGUGGUUCCCAUUUCAUACCUGAACCAUCCUUCAUUUCAAGGCUUGUUGCACCGAGCAGAGGAAGAGUUUGGCUUCAAUCACCCCACGGGACGCCUAACAAUUCCAUGCAGUGAGAAUGCCUUUCUUGAACUAACUUCGAGGAUGGAUUGUUAUGAUGCAAGAAACAAAUGA
Molecule: messenger RNA, 309 nt
Organism: Salvia hispanica
Lineage: Eukaryota; Viridiplantae; Streptophyta; Magnoliopsida; Lamiales; Lamiaceae
Source: RefSeq, a predicted model, not a curated record